Molecule: messenger RNA, 3773 nt
Organism: Rhodotorula graminis WP1
Lineage: Eukaryota; Fungi; Basidiomycota; Microbotryomycetes; Sporidiobolales; Sporidiobolaceae
Exons: 10
Coding region: 1-3636 (1211 amino acids)
Biological process (GO): regulation of DNA-templated transcription
Cellular component (GO): nucleus
Molecular function (GO): zinc ion binding; DNA-binding transcription factor activity, RNA polymerase II-specific
Source: RefSeq, a predicted model, not a curated record
AUGCGCGCACACAAGCCCGGCAACCUGCCCAACUGGCCCCCGCAACUGCCAGACGGCCCACCCCCCGAGCCGCCCGCGUCCACUUCAUCUGGCUCGGACGACACGACCGUCGCAGCGCCCAUGGACCGCUCCACGACCGGCACCGCGAGCCACCAGCACGCCCACGACCCGCAGCCGCAACCUCUGCGCGCGUUCGACUUUGGCGCGUGGUCGCCCUUGGACGCCAACUCGCCGUCGGCGUCGCAUCGGCCACCACCUGCAGGGGUCACCACCACCUCGCCCGGCUUCCCUCACCUCGAGCCACCCCCGCACCACCACCACCAGCACCGCCACCAGCAGCAGCCGUUCACGUCGUACCAGGCCGAGCCCCUCCCGAUCGACCAGCCCUCGUCGUUGUGGCCCUCGCCGGGCUUCUUCUCCGCCGAGCGCCAGUCGCUCCAGCACGCCAACAACGGCUACCACGGCGUGUCGCUCUCGAUGCUCGAAAUGGGCGGCAUACCCCCGCCGUCCGCCGCCUCGUCGUCGUCCCAGCCGCGAUCGAGCACCGGCACGACGGCCAACUCGUUCGGCAUGCCCUCGUCCGCCCCGACCUCGUCCUCGUUCAUGCAGGUCGACGAGCCCGCACCCCUGUACGACCCCUGGCGCGCCUCGACCCAUCAGCAGCACCAGCAUGCCCCUUCCGCCGACCCGCACCACCACCUCCACUCGCCCGACCCGAGUACGACCUCGCCCCGCGCAACCAAGCGCUCGCGCAACGAGUCGGACACGUCGGCGUCGAGCAUCUCGGCGCUCGAGGCCCUCACGAGCGCCGGCGCCCUCGGCGAGUACCCGCUCUUCGGCGGCCAGGCGUUCGGCGCCCUGCAGCAGCACGUCGGCGGCUCGUGGCAGCCGCAGCUGCAGCCGUUGUCGCAGCACCAGCAGGGUCAGGGCGGCGACGAUGGCGCGUCGGCGAUGCGGCGCGCCGACCGCAGCCUGAGUGGCGCGAGCGGGAGCGGGAGCGGGACGGGCAGCGGCAGCGGCAGCGGCAGCGGCGAGAACGGGAGCGCGAGCGGCGGCGUCGACAGCUCGCGCACGAGCGGCGGCGACGGCGGGUCGUCGCGCCCGAGAAAGGGCGGCGCCGCGCCGGCGCCGGACGCCAGCGCGAGCGGGCUCGCCGCCUCGGCUGGCGCGGCGGUCGACGACAAGAAGAUCGUGCAGCGCGCCGACAAGAGCUGCAAGAAGUGCCGGGAGCGUCGAGUGCGGUGCGACCGAGCGUGGCCGGCGUGCGCGAGGUGCCUCAAGCGGCGCGAGACGUGCGAGUGGACCGACGUGACCAACGUGGACGAGAUCGAGGAGGGAGGCGACGCCGAGCAGAUCUCGCAGCUCCAGGCCAAGGUCGCCGCGCUCGAGCGCCAGCUCAAGUCGACCUCGUUCGGCCACGGUGACGGCGGCGGCGACGCGAGCAACAGCAACGGCGGCAGCAACAGCGGGCACAAGGCGUCGCCCUCGGCCGCCGGCGGGUCGCAGCGCGCCAUCAGCGACUCGUUCGCCAACGCACGUGCGUCCUACUCGACCUAUCCGCUCGACAGCGCGGCGGCGAGCAUCCCGGGCGCCGUGCAGGACAUCUGGACCAAGACGUUGCAGCUCGGCCAGGACGAGGGCGACGUCGUCGCCAAGUUCGUCGCGCAGCAGACGGGCGCCGACCUGGACCUCGGGCGCAGCAACGUGCACUGGCGCAUCGGCCAAGUCGAGAUGGCGAGGCACCUCACGUGCCACCUCAUGGACGCCGCCCUAUACGCCUGCUGCUCGAAGCUGCCGGGCGUCAAGCCGCUCGCCGACCGCAUCGGGUUCUACAAGAUGCACCUCGACACGCUCGACCCGGCGCAGCAGUGCGCCGUCGCCGUCCUGUGCGCGCUCGGCGCCCGCGCCACGCCGCACUCGCAGCUCCUCGGCAUCAGCUCGAUCCACCUGGCCGACGGCACGCCAAGUCCGCCCGCCUACCUGUUCGCCGGCGAGCGGCGCGAGCUCGCGUGCCGCCAGCUCGAGGCCCGUGCGCGCGAGCUGUGCUGGAGCCACAACUUCUUCCAGGAGACCGAGCCGUCGAUGCUCGACGGCAUGGUCGGCCUUGUCCAACUGCUCAUCUACGAGGAGGUCCUCCCUCGGCAGAGCCGCUUCUUCGCCCGCAACGCCAUCGGCAUGUACUUCGACAUUCGGCACGACGCGCUCGAGCGCGGCGAGCGCACGAGCAAGGACCCUCGGAUCGGCCCCGGCUGCGCCCUCUUCCUCGCCGACGCCAUCAUCUCGUCGGCCUCGUCCCGCCCCUCGUACAUCACGACGGGCGAGCUCGACCAGUACAUCGUCACCGACGGCGUCCAGAUCCCCGACUUCCCGAACGCCGACCUCGGCGACGAGCUGCGCAAGUGCACGCAACGGCCGUUGACGGUCGAGAAGCUCGUCGACGCGCUCACGACGUCGUGCCUGUGGGUCUGUGGCUGCGCGAGGCUCUUUGCCCAGCUCUCGACCGGUCGCCGCCAGAACGCGCCCUCGACGCUCCCGUUGCUCAAGAGCCUGUGGAAGCUCAUCGACAAGGUCCACAACGCGAUCCAGGAGCUGCAGCAGCUCCUCGUUGGCCUCGCGUGCAACCAGGUCGCCGGCUGCGAGGACCAGCCGUUCGGCCUCGAGCACUUUGUCCUGCUCGGCGUGCGGUACGACUCGCUCCUUGUCGACUUGAUCAACCUCCAGCACGUGUACCUCAUGAAGAACCGCGAUGGUCCCGGCACGUGGGCCGAGCGCGAGGACGACCCGCUCCUGUCGUCGAUGCGCCAAGAGUCCGAGUUGCGCGUCCGCAAGUGCCUCAAGCUCGCGUCGUUCUACGCCCAGCUGUACCUCCAGAGCCAGGACAAGCACCUCGUGCACCACAUGAUCAUGGAGCUCGAGAUGCUCCCCGAGUGGACGACGUGGGCGGCGCAGCGCGUCGGUCAGCCGGGCGGGCCCGUCUCGGAGGAAUACGAGGUGUCGGUCGACGAGCUCGACUGGUUCCAGCAGGCGCUCGAGCUCAGCUCGUACUACACGCCAAAGGCGGCGCACCGCCUCCAAGCCCUUUCGCAGGCGAGGCAGCGCUUCCAGAGCCGCAAAGCCGAGACCGUCGAGGAGCAGCUCCGCAACGCGCCCAAUCCGCUUCCCUCGAGCGCCCUCCCCGGCGUCGACCACGUCAGCGGCCACCAAGCCGCCAUCGAGUCGCACGAGGCCGACAACCCGCACUACCACUACGACUUGCCGCCCAACAGCCGGGCGUCGUUCGCGGCGCUCGCUCCCCCCGACGAUCCUCAACUCAUGUAUCACGUCUCGAGCGACCACGCCCAGCUCCCGACCCCGUCCCAGCUCUACAUCUUUGACACGUUCGGCGUCGCGUCGUCGCAAGGCCAAGCCCUCAUGGACCAGCCGCCCGUGCCCGAGCUCGACUUUGUUCAGGAGCGCUUUGACGGGCGCGACAAGUGGUCCGAGCUGGGCGUGCGCGACGGGCAGCAGGCGCUCGAGAGCCAGUACUCGGCGGUCGGGCAGGGGCCUGAGCGCGACAGGGAGCGGAGCGAGGAGUGGAUGAGGAGCGCCGGGAGGAGCAGGGAGACGAGGCCAGAGUGCGAGUGGAAGGGCGACUGAGCGGCAGGGGAGCGGACGGUGACGGAAGAAGGAGGAGACGCGCGCGACAUCUUACCACGCCGAGUGCGCCUGUUCGAGCGACGCCUGUCGUACUGUAGCCAUUUCUGUCACUUCUAGACGUGCUCUGUGCCUCUCUC